GCUGCCGUGAGACGCGCUCCCACUUAUUGAACGGUUUGCUUUUGGCGAGAAGCGGAUCCACUCACAGCGAUAUUUCGCGACUGUCUCGCGCCCAACGAGUCGUGGACCACGACAACGAGAGAUUCUGCCCGCGCAGGCACAGCACUGCUCUUGCAGCAGUCGACGCAACGACCAGCGCAGCGCGCGACUUGCGUAACGAGCAGACACCUGCUCACUUGGUCUCAGUAUGGACUGCAACGCAGGCAAGGAUCGUGUGAUGUAUCAUACACAAGUGUACGUUUUCUAGCCGACGACUGGCCACGCCCACCGCAAGCGCAGGGUACCUCACCGGCGAUAAGUCCGUUUCGUGUACAUUUGUGCUUCUCUUUUGUGGAUACCACGUCUGCACCCUUUCGUAGUCUUUCUUACAUUUUACCAUAUGCGGAGGUGCUGGCCGAAAAGAAGUCAGUCGAGGUGUUUUUCAGAAAAAUGACUCAUGAAAUCCUAAAAUUCGACAUUUGAAUCAUACACACAGUUUUGGCAACCCCCGUCGUGUACCGCAGUCAUACGACACGGCGCUCGCUCUGCCGGAAGAGAGCGAGGGAGUCAGAGUCCAGCCCUCCUGCAGCUCAGCUCACUGCGUGCCGUCUCCCCUUGCUGAGAGACACCCCAGCUCUAGGCACAGGCAGCAAGUGAUCGACCAUGGCGCAGCGUGGGGACAAGGGCGCCAAGGGCGAAAAGAGCGGCUUCUUCCGCAAAAUGUACUCGUCCAUCGGCAGCUCGUCACGGCAGCUGGCGUCCAACCGCCACGACAAGGCGCAACGCAGCGACAGCACGAGCAGCGGAACCAGCAGCGGAUACAACCAGAACAGCCCUAGCGACGGCGCCUCCACGGGCAGCGGCCACAACGGAGGCGGCGGCUUACAGAACUUCGUCAAGCAUCACAGCUUUAACGGCCACAUGCCUUUCUCACGUGAUGACCCGCGCGCUACUGCUAGUGACCCCCACCAGAGCCUUCUGUCCAAACGCCCGAGCCUCAUCGUGCCCUUCUCCAACCAGCAGCAGCUGAGCAACGGCGCGGUCGCUAGCCCAACCGAAGGCGCACAGAGCUACCUGGACGAUUUCCAGGCGCCCAUCUCCAAGUCAGGCGUGCUCAUCAAACAGGCAAAUCACUUUAAGACGUGGAAGAAGCGCCUCAUGGUGCUAAAGGGCCACUCGCUUUUCUACUAUGUGUCCGGCACGUCGGGCGAGGAUUCCUAUCCACGCGGCGUCAUUCCACUACAGGGAGUUCGGAUCACGCCCAUUGACUCGGCGCGUUUCAAGCGUCAGAAUUGCUUCGAGAUCUGUCAUCCGGGAUAUCGCCCUAUCUACCUGAUGGCAAAGAGCGAGGCGGAUCUGAGCGUCUGGAUGAGCAGUUUGACGUCGGCUGCGAUGCCGACGACAGCAGACCGCAAAAUGCUUUUAGUGACUGAGCCUCUGGAAACGCUCUUUAAUACGCCUGCCCUGGAGGAUGCCGUGCCAUACAAGCGGACCUUUUACUUCCGUCAAAAAGUGGCAUUCUGCAUGCCUCGUAAAGAGGAUUCAGGGUACACAGCGGCGGAACUCUUCGAUCUGAACGAGAAGCGAUUGACUACGCUGUGCGACCUGAACAGUUAUUGCGAUUCCUUCCCAAUGAUCCUGGACGACCCGCAGCUUUUCGUCGAACUGCUGCAUGUCGUGGGUUGCUAUAUUUUCCGGCCAUUCCCUCGACUGAUGUCGACGUCACCCGGCAAUAUCUUUGUCGAAGAGCCGAGCCCUGAAGAAGUGAGUAUGCUGGAGAACCCGAUGGACAAAUACUCGGAGUACACGACGGAGGAGCAGCAAUGGGGGUUGCUCUCGGCUUGUUACGAUCUGCUGCUGAAGGCGAUUGAGCAUAUUGACAAAUUAGAGAAGCACGUGCGCAAGGAGUUUUUCCCGUUGAGAUUUAUCGCGCAGCUGGUAAAUUUGUUCAAGACGCCUUCGUUUAAGGAGCGACAGGUAUUGAAAGGAGUGCUUCAUCGACUGUACUAUAAACUCACGCAGCGGCGAUCGGCCAUUCGCAAGGAAAUUGCCAACACGUUCUACGAGUAUAUUUAUGAGACGUCGAACCACUACGGCGUGGCGGAGCUGCUCGAGAUUCUGGGCAGUAUCGUCAACGGCUUCGCUUGUCCGAUCAAGCAGGAGCACGUGGUGCUGCUGGAGAAGGCGCUGAUCCCGCUGCACUCCACGCCUGCCUUCAUCUCGUACCAUCAACAGCUCGCGUACUGCAUGAUCCAGUACGUAUCAAAGGACCACACGCUUUUCACUCCAAUCGUCCGUGGCUUGAUAAAGUACUGGCCGGUGGGUAACUCGUUCAAGGAGGUCAUCUUCAUCGUCGAGUUCGAGGAAAUGCUGGAGCACGUGCUGGCAGAAUCGGAUUUCGACUCGAUCUCGUUGAAAUUGGCGCGGAGACUGGGGCAGUGUAUGGUCAGCGACCAGUUUCAGGUAGCAGAGCGUGCUAUUUCGUGCUGGAGCUCUCCGGCGUGCUUGCGCAUCAUGAACGAGUACGAGAAGUUGGGCCAAGGCAUGUUCGACGUGAUCAAGCCGUUCUUGCAACGAGCGGUAACAGGACACUGGAAUACGCUGAUCCAGCAGAAGGCACAGGAAACGUACACCAUGUACUACAACAUGGGAUACGACAGUGACGACGUCGCAACGACGCAGUCAGCACUUGUGGCGGACGGGAAAGUAUUGGACGGUAGCGCCAAGACGGAGGAGUCAGACCCUGAUGAGGAGACGAACAAUUCUAGCGAGGCGAACCUGUCGAUGGCCGUCCGGCUGUCAGCAUCAAACGCAGUAGAGUCAUUAGAUGUGGUGCUGUCGGACGAAGAGGACGACGAUGAAAAGCCGGACGCGUCCUAGAGUGUAGUGGUGUGUGUGAUGGAUGGAUGAUGCAUUGCGAUAGAGACAGCCAGGUCAGUUAGGCAACCCCAGGCAAGGGCACGCCACGCCACCUCCGCCAAAACUCUCGACGUGCUCCCGAUCGACCGGUAGCAGCUACGGUAUACACAGAAGAAAAGCAAGAGAAAAUCAAAACAGGUAAAUGGAUGAAGAAUAGUCAGCGACAUCAAAACGGAGCAAGCACCGAAAAAGCGGCGGAUGAAGGCGCGACGAAGACAAUUUGGGCAGGGGUGGAUGGAUGAGUGCCAAGUUUUGGAUAUUAUUUGAAAUUACACAGAUAACAGGGACUGGUACGACCGCGUCAGCGUCAGGAGGAAACGGUGAGGGGCAGGCAUUGCGAGGAAGGAGCGAGGAGGGCGAAUCGACCGAGAAAUUCGUCACCUUCGUCCCCGUCUCGCUUCGCCACGCCAGUCAUGUCAAAUAAAACUACUCAUUCGUCAACCA
Phytophthora nicotianae INRA-310 is the source of this 3381-nucleotide messenger RNA. RefSeq lists its product as hypothetical. The record is from RefSeq and is a predicted model, not a curated record. Lineage: Eukaryota; Oomycota; Peronosporomycetes; Peronosporales; Peronosporaceae. Gene Ontology annotation, biological process: signal transduction. Gene Ontology annotation, cellular component: protein phosphatase type 2A complex. The transcript is spliced from 3 exons. The coding region runs from base 682 to 2898 and encodes 738 amino acids. Gene Ontology annotation, molecular function: protein phosphatase regulator activity.